UUUCUUUGUUGAUAAAUAAAUAAAUAAUAAUUUUCCCAAAAAAAGGAUAAAAUUUGACAACUGUAAUUAAACGCAAAAUGGACGAUGAUGAUUACUGGAAUACUAGUGAAACAAAGGCAAAAGCAUUUAGUUUUGAUGACGAUGUACUUUCUCCACAAGAAAUAUUAGCCAUUGGACAAAAGCCUUAUUCAGGUUCUGGUGAAGAAGGAAUACUCAAUUCAAGUAUUAGCAAUAUUAAACCAGCUUUAGUACCAAUAUCAAGUUUGGUAUCAUCCAAAGUUUUGGACCUAUUGGUACUCGCACAAUCUGGAAAGGAUCUGAAGGAGACAAAAUCUGAACCAGAGGAGACUGUUGCUAUAACAUUGAAGAGGCUUGUUCUUGGACGCAGUUGCUCUCUACAUGUACACAGAAGUCUUAAAAGUAAAACUGAAUUGUUGGAUGGAGCAGUCGCUAUUGGUGAUGGAAAUGCCAUACUUACUGUUGUUUUAUUUCUAAUACAAACAUUGAAUAAAAAACUUGUAUAUGAAUUAUUAUCAUCACGGCCGUUGGCACUCGGCCAUUAUAUUGGUAAUCUACAAUCGGAAGGAAAGAUAUCUGAACUAACGGACUUAUUAACAAUGCUGGGUCGGAGUCCAGAUUCAGCUAUUUAUCAAUUUCAACACUCCGUAAAGAACCAAGGUGACAAUGUAGAUGGCUUGUUACGGAAAACUAACAACUUGUUAGCAAAUCAUUUCAACCAGCCCGGAGUUGAUGCACACCAAGCCAAGAUGGUUGCGGAUUACGUGAAAUUAUUAGAAUGGCAGAGUUUCGCUAAGAAGAAUGAGCUGAAUAAUAAAUCCGCACUGGAAUGUCUCGCGUACUGCUGCAAGUUGCACUGGUCGGAGGGAGCAGGGAACAUGAUGUCACCUCUCACAGUGUGUCAACGGCAACAGAUCAGCCCCCUUCAAUACGAGUGGGUGGUAUUAAAUGUACAAGCCAAUAUGAACAAGUGGGAUAUAGUAGAAUCUCUUUUCACCAAAAAGGACUGGUUGGGACGUACCACUCUAUCGUCCCACAUUCCAGUAGAAAGUUUACUGGCAAGGCUAAGUGAGCUCCGCGCCGGAGGUCGCCUGCUGGCCACCGCCGUCAAUACAGUUACAAAUACUGAGGAAAGACUGAGACUAGCGCAUAAGUACAAGAUACAUUCCGUGGUAAUAGAAACUCUCGCUAAACAAAAAGACAGAGCUGCUCUCACUAAUUACAAAAUGACACUUAACCCUCAGUCUGAAGAAUAUAUUUACGCAGAGAAUACUUUGAGAGACAGUUCUAUAAAAUGGAAGAAUUAACUUGACUGCAUAUGUACGAUAAAUUGGAGAAUCAAAACCUACAGCUUUGAAUUUGAU
This is a messenger RNA of Papilio machaon (common yellow swallowtail), 1382 nucleotides long. It is a transcript of the gene Vps16B, whose product is annotated as spermatogenesis-defective protein 39 homolog. Bases 78 to 1325 code for a protein of 415 amino acids. Lineage: Eukaryota; Metazoa; Arthropoda; Insecta; Lepidoptera; Papilionidae. Gene Ontology annotation, biological process: intracellular protein transport; vacuolar transport. The record is from RefSeq and is a predicted model, not a curated record. Gene Ontology annotation, cellular component: cytoplasm. The transcript is spliced from 11 exons.